AAAUACCUUGGUGGUUCUGGACGUAGGGGGCGUAUUCGACAUUCAAGGAUGGCCGCACAAUGGAUGACUUGUUGAGUAAGAUGCCGGAGAGACGGUGGGAGAACGACGAUAAGAUAACAAAAGGAAUAUUUCCAACGUCGAGCGGCAGGGCCGUGACCACGAAAGCUGGUCGUCUAAUGUAUGCUGGUGGCUAGCUUGAAGAACGGUCGGGUGAUGCCAGGCCAAUCUGAAGGUCACCGAGCCUGUCUUGCCUGUCUUGUGAUCUGACCGUCAUCAUCAAGCGAUGCCAGCAUUGCCUACCGAGCUCUUUCUCGUCAUAUUCAGUUUUCUUGAUGCCCGCAAUCUCAUCACUUGCAGACAGGUCUGUCAGCUUUUCUUGGCUUUGAUAGAUGAGACCGUCGCCCUUGUCUACACCAUUGAGCUCGACCGCCACGGGCACGUUGAUAAUUCAUCUGUUCUACCUUCAACAGAUCGCCUUGAUCGAUUGCGUGAACAUAACGCUGCAUGGAACAAACUCGACGGUGCUUGGAGCGGCGAUAUUCCAAAGUUUCAAGGACAUGUUUGGGAGCUCUUCGGCAAUGUCCUAGCACAACAUAGCGGGUCAGGGAGUCUCGUCUUUACUCAAUUGCCCUCUUCGACCCGUUUCAUUGAGCAAAAAGAAUGGUCGGUCUCAUUAUCGGGCUUGCCUAUACGCGAUUUUGGAAUGGACCCUUCCCAAGACCUGCUAGUUCUCAUCGAAACGUCGCGAUGGGGGCGAAAUCCGAAUCCUUCCUUCCAACUCCAUCUUUGGUCUAUGUCCAGUGGAAAGGCACAUGUUUACGCCUCGGUACCCGUCCUUAAACAUGCGCAGAAAGUCCCGGAUCACGGAAUGUCCUACACCAUACAGGUAUCUGGUGAUUACCUAGGUGUCGAGUUUAAUGGCAACAAUGCACCAAAAGAGCUUGUUGUCUGGAAUUGGAAGACCGGUCGCAAAGAACUGUACCUCACGGGGAAUGAGAUUUGCUCUUUCGCGUUUUUGACUGAAAAUCACAUCCUAGUUGCAGUGUCCAACAACACAGAGCUGUGUUUGUUCAUCGUGGACUUCAUCGCGGAAUCGUCUGAGCAGACGCGCAUAAAUGAUGUGACUUACCAUCUUGCUCUUCGCCUCCCAGAUCUGCACCCUUCAACUACACUCGUGAGCCUCACCGUCAGGUGUGAUCCUUCACCCACCUGGCCGAAUCAGGAUGAUUCCAUUCUGUUUCAUGUUCAUCCUGACGAAAUUUUGUAUCCCGUAGCGCUUUGCACAGCGCAAGGAAACCACAUCAUGAUAUUCAUUCCGCGACGGAUACUACUAGCACAACUGCAUCAUUUAUACGUAGGAACCAAGGAAGUUGAAUGGUCAGCUUGGGGCCCGCAAGGCACACGGAUUCUCGAUUGCUGGAAUCAAGCUAACGUGUCACUUGUAUGGGCUUGCAAUACGUUUGGAUCCAGAUUCGUUGCCUUCGACGUCGACCAAGAGGAAAUCGACGUAUAUGAUUUCAAUCAGAUGACUUUGAAGCGGGAAUUAGGCAGCGGAUGCCCAUCACAAUAUGGCAAUCCCAACGAGAUACUUUGGCCUCCAGUCAACCAAGAGGACCCUACCAUGUUCGUGAUCGAUGACACCGUGGUGCCUUUGGACAGCCUGAUAUUCCAGCAAGAAGUCAGGACAUCACUGCCUUUUCGGGCCAGGGCAAUACCCACCGCCCUUGGAACAGGACGUUUUUCGGCGAUGUGCAGUCAAGAUAACAUCAUCGUUGUUAACGCAAACAGCGUUCUUCUCACUGGCCGGGAGUACCGAGUGUUUACGCUGUGAGAUCCUAGAAACACGGAGCACAUCCAGCCCCAGGCCCUAACCAGCUAUGCUCGAAUGGCUAAUUUGACGCCGGUGAUCUUAUGCGAUGGAUACG
This is a messenger RNA of Guyanagaster necrorhizus, 1925 nucleotides long. RefSeq lists its product as uncharacterized. Gene Ontology annotation, molecular function: protein binding. Bases 284 to 1831 code for a protein of 515 amino acids. The record is from RefSeq and is a predicted model, not a curated record. Lineage: Eukaryota; Fungi; Basidiomycota; Agaricomycetes; Agaricales; Physalacriaceae. The transcript is spliced from 5 exons.